Messenger RNA from Phyllostomus discolor (pale spear-nosed bat), 1607 nucleotides. RefSeq names its product transcription factor 19 (gene TCF19). The record is from RefSeq and is a predicted model, not a curated record. Gene Ontology annotation, cellular component: nucleus. Gene Ontology annotation, molecular function: protein binding. Gene Ontology annotation, biological process: regulation of gene expression. NCBI's taxonomy places the organism in Eukaryota, Metazoa, Chordata, Mammalia, Chiroptera, Phyllostomidae.
GACCCGGGAAUUCCGAAGGCGGGGUCGGGAUUGCCCGCGCGCGCUGGCCGUGCCCCUUCCUGGUCCGAAUUACUGGCUGUCAAACAGCCGCGGAGCGCCGGCCCGGGCCGGAGCCCGAGGGUCCCGGACGCCGCACAGGCCAGCGGUGUUUGAAGAGACCCCUCCGAGACUGCACCGCGCGAUUGAAGUCUCCUGGAAUACUUUGCGGCCUGAGGUUCCGAUUCAUCCAAGGUGCCAUAGGACGUGUCCGGUUUUUGCACUGCCUCGGGACUUUCCCCAAACUUUUCAGCUUUGAAGCGUCUUGACAGCCAAUUUUGCAUCGCGUGCCUAGGAUCCUUGUACUCUGAAUUUGCACUGCUCUGGGACUGUGCUUCAAAGUUGAAAUUGCACAAAGCAUAGCUCAAGUUUGCAUCAGACAGAAAGUGAACCUAGGCUACCGUGCAUGGCUCAGGAGUUUGGAAAGGUGAUGAAUCCCUGAAGUGGAAGAGGUGGUGUGGAGUGGGCACUGCCCAUGCUGCCCUGCUUCCAGCUGCUGCGAAUAGGGGGCGACGGGGGCGGUGACCUCUACACUUUCCACCCUCCAAGCGGGACUGGCUGUACCUAUCGCUUGGGCCGCCAGGCCGACCUGUGUGAUGUGGCCUUGCGGCCCCAACAGGAGCCUGGCCUCAUCUCUGGAGUCCAUGCGGAACUACACGCUGAGCGCCAGGGUGAGGACUGGAGAGUCAGCCUGGAGGAUCACAGCAGCCAAGGGACUUUAGUCAACAAUGUCCGACUCCCAAGGGGUCACAGGAUAGAAUUGAGUGAUGGUGACCUUCUGACCUUUGGCCCCGAAGGGCCCCCAGGAACGAGCCCCUCGGAGUUCUACUUCAUGUUUCAGCAAGUCCGAGUGAAACCUCAAGAUUUUGCUGCCAUUACCAUCCCACGGUCUAUGGGAGGAGGAGGAACUGGAGCUGGUUUCCAGCCCAUUCUGCCCCCCCAGGGGGCUCCACAGCGUCCCCUCCUCACUCUGUCUCCUGCACCAAAAGCCACACUGAUCCUCAACUCUAUAGGCAGCCUCAGCAAGCUCCAGCCCCAGCCUCUCACCUUCUCCAGGAGUGAACCACAGAGCCUGCCUGCUCACACUCUCCCUGGGGAAAAGGGGAUCACCCCUUCUGCCCCAAACCCAAGAAAUAGGAGGAAAUCUGCUCAUCGAGUGCUGACAGAAUUGGAUGAUGAGAGAGAGUCUCCUGAGAGCCCCCCACCAGUCCUUAGAGAGCCCAGGAAGAAAGUUGUCGAGAAGACCCCACUGACACCCAGUGGAAAUCAACCUUGGCAUCCUCUGAAGCACCUAGUGAGCACCUACAUGACUCCCCCUGCUGUUGGGGGAGGGGAGCCCCGUGCAGCCCCUUGUUGCUGCCUUCCUGAGACAGUGGCCUGGGUUCCUGACAGAUGUGAUAUCUGGUUCCAUAUGGCCUGUAUUGGCUGCAGCAUCCAGGCUGUCAGGGAGGCUGACUUCAGGUGCCCAGGGUGUCACAUGGGUGUCCAGACCUAAGGCUGACCACCAAGGGGCCAGAGGACAGAGCUGGUACCUCCAGGCCAUGAGGGAGACACAGUGGAAUGCCAGCAGG